Messenger RNA from Xiphias gladius (swordfish), 5624 nucleotides. It is a transcript of the gene aldh1l2, whose product is annotated as aldehyde dehydrogenase 1 family, member L2. Gene Ontology annotation, cellular component: cytoplasm. Lineage: Eukaryota; Metazoa; Chordata; Actinopteri; Istiophoriformes; Xiphiidae. The transcript is spliced from 23 exons. The record is from RefSeq and is a predicted model, not a curated record. Gene Ontology annotation, biological process: biosynthetic process; 10-formyltetrahydrofolate catabolic process; one-carbon metabolic process. Gene Ontology annotation, molecular function: formyltetrahydrofolate dehydrogenase activity; aldehyde dehydrogenase (NAD+) activity. Bases 187 to 2958 code for a protein of 923 amino acids.
UAUAAGCUGGCUGUGGCGACGCUAGACCACAGCUCUGCCUGACUGAUCAGUCUCACCCACACACACGCAUACACACACACACACGCUCAUAGAGGCAGGUGUGUAUGACCAGCAGCGCCGACAAAUUCCGCAAGAUUUGGAUUGAUUUUUAUUUUGAAUACAUUUUUAUACACAAACAUCGCCAUUAUGUUGUGGACAGCGAGUCAAGUAUUACGGAGAUUCUCCACCUCUAACAAUUAUUACCAAAAUAAGCUAAAACUAGCUAUAAUUGGCCAGAGCCUGUUUGGCCAGGAAGUGUACAGCAACCUGAGGAAACAGGGUCACAGAGUGGUGGGUGUGUUCACUGUCCCUGACAAAGAUGGCAAGGCUGACCCCCUAGCGGUGGCAGCGGAGAAAGACGGGACGCCGGUGUUCAAGUUCCCACGGUGGCGGGUCAAGGGGAAACCCAUCGCAGAGGUGGUGGAGGCCUACAAGGCAGUGGGCGCCGAGCUCAAUGUCAUGCCCUUUUGCUCCCAGUUUAUCCCCAUGAACAUCAUCGACCACCCUAAGCACGGCUCCAUCAUCUACCACCCUUCCAUCCUGCCCCUGCACAGAGGAGCCUCAGCCAUCAACUGGACCCUGAUCCAUGGUGAUAAGAAAGCUGGCUUCACAGUGUUCUGGGCUGAUGAUGGACUGGACACUGGACCAAUCCUGCUGCAGAGGGAGUGUGUUGUCGAACCCAAUGACACAGUGGACACACUCUACAACCGUUUCCUCUUCCCAGAGGGCAUCAAGGCCAUGGUGGAGUCAGUGCAGCUCAUCGCUGAUGGAAAGGCCCCUCGAGUUCCCCAGACAGAGGAAGGGGCCAGCUAUGAAGGCAUUCAGAAGAAAUCCAACGCCAAGGUCAACCUGGCUCAACCAGCUGAGGCCAUCCACAACUGGAUCCGCGGCCAUGACAAAGUCCCUGGUGCCUGGACUGUCAUUGAGGAUCAGUUUGUGACCCUGUAUGGCUCGUCCAUGUUCGGGGGACCGGUACCAGCUGGUCAGCCCCUGGAGAUUGACGGGGCGUCCCAGCCCGGUGUGGUCACCAAGAAUGGGCUCGUCCUGUACGGAACUGAUGGGAAAGCUCUUUUGGUGAAGAGCCUGCAAUUUGAAGAUGGGAAGAUGAUCCCUGCUUCUAAAUACUUUUCCUCUGGAGAAAGCACCAGUGUGGAGCUGACUGAUGGUGAAAAGAAAAUGGCAGAGGAGAUCAGGAACAUCUGGAAGGGCAUCCUCAGCAAUGUUGCAGCCAUUGAGGACACCACAGACUUCUUCAAGUCCGGAGCUGCCUCCAUGGAUGUGGUCAGGCUGGUGGAGGAGGUGAAGCAGAAAUGUGCCAGUGUGAAGCUGCAGAACGAGGAUGUGUAUAUGGCCACCACCUUCCAGGACUUCAUCCAGAUGUUUGUCCGGAAGCUAAGAGGAGAGGACCAGGACGAGGAGCUGGUCAUUGACUAUGCAACCAAAGAAGUGAACAACAUGACAGUUAAAAUGCCAUACCAGUGCUUUAUCAACGGGAAGUUCGAGGAUGCAGAAAAUGGCAAGACCUACGAUACCAUCAAUCCUACUGAUGGCUCCGUGAUCUGUAAAGUGUCCUAUGCCUCAGUGGGGGAUGUGGACCGGGCUGUGGCAGCUGCCAAAGAAGCUUAUGAUAUAGGCCCCUGGGGCAGGAUGAACCCUAGAGACAGAGGAAAUCUGCUUUACAAGCUUGCAGACCUGAUGGAGGAACACCAGGAGGAGCUGGCCACCAUCGAGUCCAUCGACUCAGGGGCUGUGUACACGCUGGCCCUCAAGACCCAUGUAGGCAUGUCCAUCCAAACUUUCCGCUACUUCGCCGGCUGGUGUGACAAGAUCCAGGGCAAGACAAUUCCCAUCAACCAGGCUAGGCCCAACCGGAAUCUGACCUUCACUAAGAGAGAACCUCUGGGUGUGUGUGCCAUUGUUAUCCCAUGGAACUACCCUCUCAUGAUGUUAGCAUGGAAGAGUGCUGCCUGCCUCGCAGCUGGAAACACACUUGUACUUAAACCCGCACAGGUCACUCCACUGACAGCGCUGAAGUUUGCUGAGCUGUCAGUGAAAGCUGGCAUUCCAAAAGGAGUCAUCAACAUUUUGCCAGGCUCAGGUGGCAUGGUGGGACAGCGUUUGUCCGACCACCCAGACAUCCGCAAGUUGGGCUUCACUGGCUCCACACCUAUUGGCAAACAGAUCAUGAAGAGCUGUGCGGUCAGUAACCUGAAGAAGGUUUCUCUGGAGCUGGGAGGGAAGUCACCACUCAUCAUCUUCAGCGACUGUGACAUGGACAAGGCUGUUCGCAUGGGCAUGAGCUCUGUGUAUUUCAACAAAGGUGAGAAUUGCAUCGCUGCUGGACGUCUGUUUUUGGAGGAGUCGAUACAUGAUGAGUUCAUCGCCCGAGUGGUGGAGGAGAUCAAGAAGAUGAAGAUCGGAGACCCUCUGGAUCGCUCCACAGACCACGGCCCACAGAAUCACAAAGCCCACCUGGACAAGCUGCUGGAGUACUGCGAAAUUGGAGUGAAGGAGGGGGCCACACUGGUAUAUGGAGGCAGACAGGUGGACAGGCCAGGUUAUUUCAUGGAGCCCACAGUACUCGCUAAUGUGGAGGACCACAUGUUCAUUGCCAAAGAGGAGUCCUUUGGCCCCGUUAUGGUGGUGUCCAAAUUCAAAGAUGGCGAUGUGGAUGGCGUACUGCAGAGAGCCAACGACACAGAGUAUGGCCUGGCCUCUGGCGUGUUCACCCGCGACAUCAACAAGGCCAUGUACGUGAGCGAGCGGCUGGAGGCUGGAACAGUAUUUGUCAACACCUACAACAAGACUGAUGUGGCUGCACCUUUUGGAGGAUUCAAGCAAUCUGGCUUUGGCAAAGACCUUGGGGAGGAUGCUCUCAUGGAAUACCUCAAGACUAAAGCAGUGACUGUGGAGUACUGAGACCCAGACGCUCCCAACAAACUUACUCACAUCUGAAUACGAAGGGAAUCAGUUGUCUGCUUCACUCAGACAUCCACUUUCAUUCAGCAUUGCUUCUGGACAGUGUGUUUGUGAAUGAGAAUGUACUGUACAAAUGAUUUGAGAGUGGUUGUAUCUAGUUUCGACAAUGUGCCUGUCUUUUCUUGGCUGACUGCAUGAAAUUCACAUCAUGGACAAGGGACAUGUGGUUUUUAACCGCCUGGAUAUAUACACAUAAAACCCUGAGCUGAACACUACUUUACCUGAUGGGAGCUGAGCUGAUUCUGACUGUUUUUUAAAGGUUUCAGUUCCAUAAAAGUAUGUUUUACGUUAAAACACUCUUUACAAAAUUUGAAAAUCAGAUGAAGUAAUUCCUUUCUUAGUCACCUGUGAUGCUGCUUUCACCAUUCCUUUAACGUCUCUUUUUUUUUACUCUUUGGGAUGUUGUGUACCAUAGGCAGAAAGAAGACAAAGUUAUUAAUUCUUGGAUAGACUGAUCUGUACAUGAAUGUCAUUAUUUUGAAGGUUGUAUAUGGAUGCUUUUUGGGUUAAGUUUUGGAGUAUCAAGUGCUCACACGGGAAUUAAGUGAGGAGCUACAUCUCCAAAUAAACAAAAAAGUAACUCAGUAGUGGAGCUACUACACUACUACUGCUACAUUGGGCAAGAUUUAUCAGGAUUCAGGUUACAGCUGAAUCCAUAAUCCACAUAAAAACUGUUGACUGUUAACAAAAUAAUCUGAGCUCAAAUUCCAAUUACUAUCUUUUUCAAAGCUUUCAAAAGUAUUACUGGUUCAUUGUUAGAUGUGGUCAAAAGUGUGUGAAAAAGCCAGUAAGUCAGCCUUGAGUUAACAGUUACUUAAAACCAGGUUGAAAAGCAGUGUUUUAAUGCCCCCUCUGGUUGAACGUUUCAGGUCUAUGCACCUGCACCUGCACAUAACAGUAAUGUCCCAGUGUACCGACACACCCUGGAGAACACUUCAGCACCACUGCAGCAAUGAUUAGAAGUUAAAAGAUUUUCAGGGCGGGUCUUUAAAAUUAUUUUGUCAAACUACUAUAUCCUAUUACAAUGAACCUUUAAACUCAUAAAACUGGUAGCAGUGACAAAAGGGAUUGUUGACAUCAUGUUAUUAUGAUAUAUUAGUUGAAGUCAUAAUGAGGACUGACUUCACAACAGCCAAACGUAAGUCGGUUUAGGUUGAUUUCCUACCUUGUAAGUAGGCUUUCCCCACAGCUUAGCAUUACCAUAUGAUAAAAGAAACUGUCAACUGCAAUGGAUUGACUGUGUCAGGCGUAUUUCAAAUUUAUAUUAUAAAUGGUUCAUGUUUAUUUCUAGUUGGAACUUCGGGUCAGAAUUUAGGGUUUUUUCGACAGGGAUCUGAAAGAGGGGAUCUGAAAGUCUUAUAUUUCAUGCCUUUCAAAAAAGGAAUGUACAGACAAAUGCAUCUGUACCUCUGUAAAACACUUUUCAGUCUUUAAUUGUCACUACAUCAAGCUAUGGUGAGCCAAUUUGUCAUUUUAUCUCCAUCACACAUUCUGGUUGUGUACAUCAUGUCCUUGCAGCUGUCUGUUCCCACGUCCUUACUUUAGACAUUUGCUUUCUUCAAUUCAUCAAAUUUGACUUUUUUGUAAAUAUUUUUUAACAAAAGAGGGAAAAGGGACAUAUAUUUUUGACAUUGUAUUUGUCAGACACAGGAAGACUACAUGUUAUAAUACUAUAUUAUAUUGGCUAAAGACCAUCUAGAUGUUUUUAUACAUCACUAAUGUGAAGAACUUUUGAAAUUAGUUUUCUAUUUGUCCCACUUUGUCAGUGAAGGCAGCAAGGGCUACAAAAGUGUUUUCUUUCUCAUACUUUGUUAAAAGGUGAGAGCUGUCCCCUCAAUAAACAUUCUGUCUUCAGCAGUAAUGCCAAACGGUGGUGAAUAAAGAUCGUUUUGAAUUUUACUGUGUAAUGCUGCUGUUAAGUGGAAAAUAUACUAAAAUACUAAAUGGUGGGAGGAAAUGAUGUUUAGCUCUUUCCAGAACUGCUGCACUUAUUGCUGCUGCAACAGUGAUGUCAAUGAGUUUGCCUUUUAAAUACCACAAACACGAGCCAAAGUGUAAGAAAUAGAUUAAACAGUAUGUGUAUCUGCUGUAAUGCCAGGCGCCAUCGUAAGAACGUCCAGCUAACUAUCCUAGUAUCCACAGUAGUAACCAAGCGAAACUCCUAAGGCAAAGGAGCCUAUUCUUAACUAAUUACAUUAGUUUGUGGGGAUACAAAUUACGUUGAAAAAAAGUCACAUUUACAAGUUUUACUGUGUGGAGGCCAGUCCUGGAGGCUAUUAGGGCUUAGGGUAAUGCUAAAUGUAGUAAGUCUAUCAAUAAAAACUGUGCUAAUGUUAGUUAACGUGAGCCACCAUAGGUAGAGGGCAUACCAAACCAAGAAAGCCUGUAGCAGCAAAACUCCAGAAUGUAAUGAAUUGAACAAGGGUGUGUUUUAUUUCUUAUUUAUUCAACUUUCUCUUUGUAAGAGGAAGAAUGUGGUAUAUCUAUUUUUCAUUGAUACAAAGUAGCACAGCACUGAAAAAUUACAUUUAAAAAACUUAACAGUAAUGCAGCUUUCCCUGUCUGGAUAUCCAAAAGCACACUUUCAAGAGUUGAACAUACUUUUU